AUGGCUCCUGGGAACGUCUGGCUGACUCUGGCUGACAGCUUCCUUGACGCCGUGGUCACAGCGGGCGUGGGGGCGGCGUGUAUUCUUGGAAGCGGGUCUUGGGCCUUGGGCCUUGCCAGUUACAAGUUGCCCCCCAUCGACAUGCUGGGCAAGGUCUGCCGCGCUCUCGCCCCCAGCAAGGGGCUCCUCGUCGAGGCUUUUGAGGCAUUGUUGAGCACCUCCGAGCAGUCCUCACGACUAUCCGAGCGACAUAAUCGCCAUCGGCAGGAGUGCCCACCGGAAGGAGUCAGAAGAUCGGCAGAAACGCAGACGUUCUCCGGCAAUAACUACCCGGGAAGUUUUGAGCACUUGCUGGCACGGAUUCUUGGGCUACCAGUUUUACAACCUAGUACUUAG
Molecule: messenger RNA, 396 nt
Organism: Venustampulla echinocandica
Lineage: Eukaryota; Fungi; Ascomycota; Leotiomycetes; Helotiales; Pleuroascaceae
Exons: 1
Coding region: 1-396 (131 amino acids)
Source: RefSeq, a predicted model, not a curated record